AUGGUGAAAAUGUCUGGAAUAUAUUGGAAUUUCCUUUGCUUGGCUCUGGGCCUCAUCAUGGGCAUUGGACUGGCAUUGAUCUUCGAGUUUUUCGAGACUUCCAAUGUGGAUUUAGAAAGGCAAAACCAAGGCGAUACUACUCCUCAAAACCCCAUGGAGGAUGUCCUAGCCAAUAGGCUUCACAAUGAGACCAGGAUACUAUGCAUGGUGCUAACGAUACCGGAAAACCACGAAACCAAGGCUGCCGCAGUGAAAAGGACCUGGGGCAGGCGCUGCAAUAAGCUUAUCUUCAUCAGCAGCCAGGAGGACAAGGAACUAGGUGCCAUUAAUGUGCACAUUCUCGAAAAACGAAGAUAUGUUUUUAGGAAAGUAAGAAAGGCCAUAAAGUACGUGUACCAGAACUUUGUAGAGGAUUACGACUGGUUUCUCAGAGCAGAUGAUGACAGUUUUGUUAUAAUGGAGAAUCUGCAUCUUUUGCUUUAUCCCUACAAUCCUGAGUUUGCUCUUUACUUUGGCCACCGAUGCCACUCCUCCUCUUGGCAAGGUAAAAAAUGCGAAGGAGCUAGCUAUGUUAUGAGUCGAGAGGCAUUACGGCGGCUUCAUCGCUUACCCCGGAAUAUAUAUAAAUUAUAUUUCCCAAGUUUAUUACCCGAAGAGGAACAGUUGGCCUUCUGCAUGCGGCAAGUGGGUGCUGUGGCAGGUCACUCUCGCGAUGAGGAAGGUCAUGAUCGAUUUCUGUCCUUGGCUCUACCUGAUAAGAUGCCUAAAAUAAAGGAUAUGUUAUCCUAUAACAAUGUCGAAGGUUUUGGUUCGAAAUUUGGAAUAAGCAUUCAUCAAGUGAAGAGCCACGAUGUGAUGGAGUUUCUUUUGUAUAGACUAAUAGUGUUUGGAGCUCCUCCAAUGUCUAGAUUGCUGCCACCUAAACUAGAAUUAGAGCAAAUGGAGAAACUGAUGACGCUCUGGGCUUUGGGAAACCAAACAGAUCUUAACCCGACAUUGAGGACAUACUUAAACAGUGAUUAUCAAACUGCUUGGAAGAAUCAAACAUCAAAAAAAGAGAUUUUAAAGUCUUAAAUGAUUUAAUUUUAUAAAAGGGAA
Messenger RNA from Drosophila kikkawai, 1098 nucleotides. RefSeq names its product glycoprotein-N-acetylgalactosamine 3-beta-galactosyltransferase 1-like. Lineage: Eukaryota; Metazoa; Arthropoda; Insecta; Diptera; Drosophilidae. The record is from RefSeq and is a predicted model, not a curated record. Gene Ontology annotation, cellular component: membrane. Gene Ontology annotation, molecular function: N-acetylgalactosaminide beta-1,3-galactosyltransferase activity.